Messenger RNA from Mycotypha africana, 763 nucleotides. RefSeq lists its product as uncharacterized. The record is from RefSeq and is a predicted model, not a curated record. The coding region runs from base 194 to 526 and encodes 110 amino acids. The transcript has a single exon. NCBI's taxonomy places the organism in Eukaryota, Fungi, Mucoromycota, Mucoromycetes, Mucorales, Mycotyphaceae.
UUAUUCGUAUCAAAAAUCAAAUGUAAUUUGUUACAUUUUCCUUCAACACAUUUUCGAAAUCAUACGUCUGCUCCUUUUGUCUCUCGAUUAGCCCCUUUGUCAUGGAAGCUCUUCUGGUCUAUGCCUAUGCUGUUGCCAGCUCGAACAUAAUGGUACCGUGUCCUCCACGGUAAACUUCCUCACCAUCAGAUUCAUGUUACCGCCACCGCUUCUUGUCCGUUAUGUCAUGCUGCUUUCGAAACCUUUGACCAUUUCAUCCUCUCCUGUCCAUCCAAGUUUCCCAUCAGGACCUCUAUUCUUCGCAAUUCCUUUCCCUGGCUAUCUUUUGGAUACUCAAGCUCUCCUGGAGGGUCUUCAACGUCUCCAGUAUCCCUCCUCGAUUCCACGCUCGGAAGCCACCCGGUUCUUUAUCAUUCUCUCUACCACGCAAUAUCACAUUGGGACGGCUUACUGGGCCCUCCACUUUGACAACCUUCCGUUUCAACCUUCCCGUAUUGAAAUCACGCAUUCUCGCCGACAUUCAUAAAUUACGACAUGCUCCACACAACAGUGAUUAAGGUCGUCCCUCGUCUUGCGUCCGGCCUACCUAUUCCUCGGUUAUGUUUAUCUCCCUCACCGACAGUAUAUAUUUCUUUUAUUUAUUCAUCUAACUACUAUUCCGCUAUUCCUAUCCUUAUACUUUUUCUCGUUCCAUCCCUCUUUGACAUAGAACUUUUAAACUAAACCACCAAUAAAACUCAGUUUUACAGUACAACAAUGGGCU